Molecule: messenger RNA, 3381 nt
Organism: Anneissia japonica
Lineage: Eukaryota; Metazoa; Echinodermata; Crinoidea; Comatulida; Comatulidae
Product: anoctamin-7-like
Exons: 22
Coding region: 254-3322 (1022 amino acids)
Biological process (GO): chloride transmembrane transport
Cellular component (GO): plasma membrane
Molecular function (GO): protein dimerization activity; chloride channel activity
Source: RefSeq, a predicted model, not a curated record
AACAAUUACUCAGCAUGCAUUUUUUGGCAUUAUCAAGAUGCGAGAGAAAGUGGAGUGUGGCGGUGGGUUUCAUAUAAGAUUACUGUGUGUCAAGCCUAAAGUUAAAGAGGCUAGGCCUCGGCCUACUUUGUUGUUGAUGAAAUUUAAUUCAUGUUGAUCUGAAAUUAAAGAAGUCAACAAAUUUACAAGAUUUUUAAUAUUUAAUAAGAAUGAAGGCAUUGUGAAUAUUAUUAUUACCUUACAUUCUACAAAUAUGUCAUAUUUGGAAUAUGGAGGCAAUCCUCUGCUACUAAAGCCGGUUCCAUCCCUGAGCGGCACCGUACGCGAGGACUCAUACCUCAGCAAAAAGAAGAAAAAGAAACGUAACAAAAAGAACUAUUUACAGGAUGAGACGAUUGUAUACAAACGAAUUGAUUAUGUUCUUGUUUAUAAACCCGAGGAUACGUACAACAUGGAGAUUGAGGAGAAAACUGAGUAUGAGAGAAGGAUGUUGUGGAGGGAGACAUUUGAAAAAAUGAUACAAGAAGAUGGCUUAGAAAUUGAGGAAUGUGAAAUUGGCACUCAUAUAUUUGUGAAGAUCCAUUGCCCAUUUAAACGGCUUUGUGAACAGGCAGAAGAUAUGAAGAUACAGAUGCCACUGAAAAAUGCUUCUAUUAUUCCUUCUGAACCCAAAGGCUGUGUAGAUAAAUUUUGGCAACGAUUUGUAACAGAUACUGAAAUUGAUUUUGUAAGUGCUCCAUUUACGAUUGACAAACGCGACGCCUUUGAGGGCAUCGACAAUCCUGACACUUUUUUCAGACCGGCAACCAGAGCUGUACUGGCAAACAAUAUUCUAAUCAACCUGGAUAUCAGGACCGAGGUGGAAUCCUUGUUGUUAAAUGUUGACUGUGUAACUGAUAAAAAACCAAAAGACAGAGACUCCAUGCGAAGACAGGGGCUUCCAUUUAUGAUAAUGAAAGGCGCAUAUUGCGAUGCUUUCAUAUUCCAUGAAGAGUCACCGUUUGAAUAUAUUGACGACGAUGAGAAGUCAAAGCUGUUGUUGAAGGAAGAGAAAAUCCCAUUUGAUCCUAAGCUUGAUCCCAGAGAGGACAUGCAACGAACUUGGGUAAAGUUUUUCAAAUUCCAACCCAUGUGGAAAAUACGCAAUUAUUUUGGAGAGAAGAUCGCCCUCUAUUUUGCGUGGAUAGGUUGUAUGACUACGAUGCUGUGGCUACCAAUGCUGCUUGGUGUUGCACUGUGGAUAUAUGGACUGUUACUGAGUAUUGAUAACUAUCGCCAUGAGCAAGAUUUGGAAGAACAAAGGUUAAAUAACCUUGAAAUUCUGAAGAAUGAACUGGAAAUGAACAUCAGUUUGUACAACAGUUCAGAAGACAUCAGCAGGCUAGCCAAUGUCACUACAGAGAUCGCACUAGCAGGGGAGAGCAUAUCAGAUUUAGCUUUCGAGAUGUUGACAAUAUUCAAGGAUUCGUUUGACAGCAAAGCAACACCAUUUUACGCCCUCAUUAUAUGUCUUUGGGGUACUGUGUUUUUGGAGAUAUGGAAAAGAACAAAUGCUAAAUUAGCCUACGAAUGGGAUGUAGAUCAGUUUGAAGUCACGGAGCCUGAUAGACCCCAGUUCUAUGGAACCAAAGAAAGACCGGAUCCCGUCUCUGAUUUGCCCGAUUGGUACUACCCCUUCUACAAGCAGUUUCUCAAGUUUAUAACAUCAUUUAGUAUUCUCGUUUUUAUGGCCUCCUUAGUUGUUGCCAGUGCCAUAUCUGUGAUCUUGUAUCGUUUAAUCAUGUCGUACUUAUUCCGUGAUGGCUCGUCUAUCGAACAACUUCUGUAUGCAUCGUUGACGAGUACUGUCCUCAACUCAGCAUGCAUUAUGACGCUCGGUAAAGUCUAUGAAUACGUUGCUUACAAGCUCACUGACUGGGAGAAUCAUCGGACACAGACAAUGUAUGAAGACGCCCUCAUCAUCAAGCUGUUUGCAUUUCAGUUUGUUAACAGUUACACGUCGCUAUUCUACAUCGCUUUCUUCCGUGAUUUAACAACAGAUUCUGGUUUUCUGAAUAUGGGUGAGAGGUUUGUGGAUCCCUGUGAUGACAACAACUGUAUGUCUCUUCUCUCCCUGCAAGUCUUUGUCCUCAUGUUGAUGAAGCCUUUCCCAAAAUUCCUAAAGGAUUUGAUUCUUCCAUUUUUAAAGAAGCUUUGGCGAAGACGGAAAUGUUGUCGGAAGGCGAAAGUAGCAGCAUCUGAGAAAAUUAAGAUAGAGGAUGUGGAAUUUAUAGAGAAAGAACGAUUGAAGCCACCCGUCAAGGAUUUCACACUGUGGGAGUACAAUGAGAAGAUCAUUAUGUAUGGCUACCUAAUGCUAUUUUCAUCAGCCCUUCCUCUCGCACCGCUCAUUCAGUUACUUACCAAUGUGAUUGACAUACGUGUUGAUGCUAAACGUCUACUGUGGUUCAACAGAAGACCGGUCCCAUAUAUAUCACAAGAUAUUGGUAUGUGGUUUGCAAUCCUGAAUUUCCUCAACAUAGCAGGAGUAAUUAGCAAUGCGUUUAUUAUCUCUUUCACUGCUCAGUGGGGUCAGGAUUAUGACCAGGAAGGCAAGCUCUGGAUAGUCCUCAUUUUUGAACAUAUUGUGUUUGCCUUCAUGUUCUUUCUGGCGUAUGCCAUUCCUGAUACUCCGAGGGAAGUUUCCCUAGCAAUAAGAAAGGAACGAUAUCAAGUGAAUAUACAAAUGGAUGACACCAAGGAUAAAGGAGACCUAACAGCAGAAGAAUCCGCAACCAAACUACGAAAAAUACCAACAAAUCUUGAAGGAUACAAUUACUUUAAGUCGACUUACUUAUCCAACAAAAGUGAUGAGUAUAUUAAAAAAAAUCCUUCUUCAAGAUCCAACAGCCCUGAGAGGCAGGAAGUGACUGAGAAUGGAUAUUCCAAGCAUGGGACAGUUGAGUAUGUGCCAGAUGAAACAUCACCACCACCUGAGCAAUACGUAUAUUCAAACGACUCUAAUUAUUCAGAAUCGACUGAAGGCACACAGUACAUAAUUAAUUACGACGAUAGUUUUGAAAAGGAUGUGAACCCUUUUAACCAUAACUCACUGGAGCCAAUCAAACACAAGAAAAAGAAGAAGAAAAAGAAAAAACCAAAAGUUGUAAUGGAAUAUGAAGAACCACCAAACAUUGUUUAUCCUGACAACCACAAUCACAACAUGAAUGUACAGAACUUGUACCCUAACUACGAUAAUGGUCCAUUCAUCGCCACUGGCUACAAUGAUCCCGCAUAUCCGCCACCAAUUGUGUACAAUCCAUAUGGAACCACAAAUGCCUGAUUCCGGAAUGUAGUUGGUACCAAAUUAAAAAAAACGAUUUUUAUAUCAUAUUUUUGUGU